Triticum aestivum (bread wheat) is the source of this 826-nucleotide messenger RNA. RefSeq lists its product as uncharacterized. The record is from RefSeq and is a predicted model, not a curated record. The transcript has 2 exons. Bases 491 to 826 code for a protein of 111 amino acids. NCBI's taxonomy places the organism in Eukaryota, Viridiplantae, Streptophyta, Magnoliopsida, Poales, Poaceae.
ACGUGGUUAUCCCGUGAUUAGCGCCGGACUGCGAUUAGGGCUGCGGAUCGGCGACGUGCUCCUCCUUCCUGCCCGCUCGCCAUUAGAUUGAGAACACAAGUUGGGAGACCGCAUCGCCUUCUUACUCAUCGUCCCAAAGAGACUCGUGUUCCCAGAUGGAUCCCGCGCCUGAUCCACUCCCCGUGGAGAUGAAGUAUGUCUCCAGCGUCCAAGAGCUGGAGGCGCACUGCGCGAAUCGCGAACCCAAUCAGAUCUCCUUCCGCUUUCGCACGUCCUUGCCUCUCAUAUCCAGCGACCGACUCAUGAUCCUAGUCCAACCGGGAAACUCUGGUUUCCGCGUCCACAAUUGACAGCUUCUCUACUGCAAACGCAAACGCAAGACUCUGGUUUUGAGAAACUCAUCCAAGGCUCUGUCCGGGGCUCCGUCGCUCAGAUCGACGAUGCCAGAAUCUGUAUCAACGAGCUCAACAGACUCCUGCGCAGCGCCGACAUGGACAUGCUGCCGCGAGGCACAGACCCUUCAAAUCGUGCAAAGCCAGCUUGUCACCUCGGGUCUCCACUGCCGCCGGCGCUUAUCGAAUAUGACCUCCAGUGCACAGAUGAUGACAAGGCGACCAUCCAUGACUCGUCUCGGAGAGCACUGUGGAAUCUUAAUCUGAAGGCGCAAAAAUUGAGGGAGGGAUUGUUGUCUGAGCAUGCUUAUUUAAUGAAUAGGAACUUAGGAGAUCUCAAGAAGGAGGCCAUGGAAAGUCCUACUGAUGUUGGCUCUGGAUACAUCGAUUUCAGAUUUCUCCAUAGCUCGGACCAACCCAAUUAUCUUGACUAA